Drosophila serrata is the source of this 1756-nucleotide messenger RNA. RefSeq names its product carcinine transporter. The record is from RefSeq and is a predicted model, not a curated record. Gene Ontology annotation, molecular function: transmembrane transporter activity. Gene Ontology annotation, biological process: transmembrane transport. Gene Ontology annotation, cellular component: membrane. NCBI's taxonomy places the organism in Eukaryota, Metazoa, Arthropoda, Insecta, Diptera, Drosophilidae.
UUUUACAUUACACAACACUAAUUCUUAUUGGCAUAAAUAUGUAUAUCGAUUUAUCGGUAUACUGUUCAAAAUUGGCAUUUAAAUAUUGUAUUUUCAAUUAAAAAAGUGCAAAUGCCGGGUCAGGAUUGCUCCAAGUAUGAUGAUUUCUUGUCGUAUGUCGGGGAAUUCGGAGUUUAUCAAAUGCGCCUGCUCACGAUCAUGUUGCUGGCCGCCUUUCUAUUUGGAUUCACCUAUUGUGGCCACAUAUUUAUGGUCCUCGUUCCUGCCAAUCACUGGUGCCGCAUCCCUGAGUUGGAGACGUUGCCCAAGGAACAGCAGCUUGCGCUGGGAAUCCCCAAGGAUAAGGCCGGAAAUUUCGAGAGGUGUGCCAGGUACAAUGUCGCCCUUGAAUUGGACAAGCUGAACAUAUCAAAGCCAAACGAGAGCUGGCCAAGAAAGCAAUGCGAUAAGGGUUGGAUCUACGACAAAGAUGAGGUUCCCUACGAAACCAUCGCCACUGAGGGCAACUGGGUGUGCAAUGACAAGGAGCUGGUCACCUACACCUCCAUUAUAUACUUUAUGGGCUCCGUUGUGGGCUGUCUUUGCUUUGGCUAUAUCUCGGAUCAUUGCGGACGCGUUUGGUCCCUGUGCCUGGCCAAUUCCUGUGCUCUGAUCGGCGGCUGUCUCAGUGCCUUGUGCAAGGACUUUUGGCCUUUUUCCGCUACCCGAUUUCUGGUGGGCAUGGCCCAUGAUAACUGCUUCAAUCCUAUAUUUAUAUUAACCUUGGAAAACGUCGGCAUCAAAUACCGCGCGCUUAUUAGCAACCUGGCACUGGCCCUGGGAUUUUCCUUUUCAGCAGCGAUUCUCCCAUGGAUACCAUAUUUUCUGAGGGAUUGGAGACAAUUUGCCUUAAUCAUGGCUGUACCUGUGUCGGUUUUGGUGAUUCUGUGUGUCGUGAUACCAGAGUCUCCGAGUUGGCUGCUAUCGGUGGGCAAGGUCGAAAGAGGUAUGAAAGGUUUAAAAAAGGUGGCAAAAGUCAAUAGAAAAACUCUGUCCGAUGCGGAGUGGCUAGAGAUGCAAAUGUGCUUCGAGUUAAACAACGCCAACCAACAAUCUGCAAAAACGUACACUUUUCUGGAUCUCUUUAAGAGUUGUCGCAGGGCUGCCAUUAUCCUCAUGCUAAUCGCGAAUUGGUCGGUGGUGUUGCUGGUAUAUGAUGCUCAUUUAAGAAUCAUCUCCUCAUUGGGCACCAACCUUUUCAUCACUUUUUCGUUGGCCUCACUGAUUGAGAUACCGGCUGGAAUAGUGCCACUACUCCUCGUAGAUCGAGUUGGUCGCAAGCCCCUUAUGAUUUCUUCAUUGCUUCUCUGCGGUGUCUUCAGCUGCUUGACGGGUGUUCUGGUCGUCAAGUGGGGGAUUGCGGUGGCUGCGAUCUUCGCCAGGUUCUUCGUGACCGUUGCCUAUAAUGUGGCUCAGCAGUGGGACGUCGAGAUCCUACCAACUGUGGUUCGUGGCCAGGGCUGGGCUGUUAUCAAUGUUAUUGGCCACGUGGGAGCAGUACUCUCUCCGUUUGUUAUCUACACGGGGAAUUACUACCACUCCCUGCCCAUGUUCAUCAUCGCAUUCUUUUCAGUCAUCGGAAUAGGUACAAUAAUAUGCCUGCCGGAAACGAAGGGCACUUAUCUUCCACAAACUCUGGAAGAAGCGGAGAAACGGUGGACAUUACGCUGCAGGAACCCUAAAGUAAAAGAAACAAAUGCAUAAAUGUAUUAAGAGU